This is a messenger RNA of Myripristis murdjan (pinecone soldierfish), 2131 nucleotides long. RefSeq names its product GTP binding protein 6 (putative) (gene gtpbp6). Bases 379 to 1986 code for a protein of 535 amino acids. Gene Ontology annotation, cellular component: cytoplasm. Gene Ontology annotation, molecular function: ribosome binding; GTP binding. The record is from RefSeq and is a predicted model, not a curated record. NCBI's taxonomy places the organism in Eukaryota, Metazoa, Chordata, Actinopteri, Holocentriformes, Holocentridae. The transcript has 11 exons.
CAACAGCAGCCACAUGCAUUUCAGACCCAGAAAUCAACAGUGAGGAUUUUCAAUAGUUUCCCCCCCCUCAGAAACAGGUUUAUAUAUAGUGUAAUGUUAUAUAUUUGUAUGUUUAAAGUGAAAAAAGAAGAUUUAACGCCACGACUUCACACACUCCAGCACGGUAGGUGGCAGUAUGUAGCUUUUUUGUCGGUUUUUGGUCCGUUAGAUUAGUAGAAGUAGGGGGAGACACCAACAACAAACUGUGACUAUGAGGUGAGGCGACCACGGGCUGAUAUACAUUUAUUUAUGUAUGCCAAGUUUAGAAAAUAGUCUUUCAUCAGGUAUCAGUGCGAGGUCAUGUUGCAUGUAGCUCGGUGCCUUUGACCCGGAGGCGACAUGACAGCACUGAGGAGGCUUGAUUUAUGGCUGCCACGCCUCCUGCAUGCCUGCACGCGGAGCUGGCACAGGGCAGGUACCUGCGGGUACCUCAACACAUCUCAUCAUGCCACUUUGAUGUCACAACACCGGUGGAAAAGUGUUUUCCACUGUCAGUCGAGAGGCUUUACCCUCUCCACACACAGCCUCCAGAGCAGAGAUGAUGACUCCAGCUCUGGGCGUCUCACUGGACUCACAGAGGAUGAUGUUGAGGAUGAGGAUGAAGAUUUUAUUGAUGACAGGGAGGUGGAGGAGUUGUUCCAGCAGCAGGUUCCUGCAGGCGUUGGAGAUGGACAGCAGAGGAUCUUCAUUGUUCACCCUGAUGUGAAGUGGGGAAGGAGGAAGCAGCAUCUGACCACAGCUGAACUGAUGAUGGCUGAGGCAGUGGGGCUGGUUAACACCUUAGACAACUGGACAGUAGUGGACAAGAUCAUCCUCUCCACCAAGACACCAGAGAACAAGAAGAUAUUUGGCAAGGGGAAUUUCCUCCAUCUUACAGAGAAAAUUAAGCAAACACCAGGAAUCACCGCUGUGUUUGUCAAUGUUGAGCGUCUGUCUGCCUUGUCUGAGAGGGAGCUGGAGGAAGCCUGGGGGGUGAAAGUCCUUGACAGGUACUCGGUCGUCCUUCACAUCUUCCGCUGCAAUGCCAGAACUAAGGAGGCCAAGUUACAGAUCUCUCUGGCAGAGAUCCCCUUGCUAAGGUCUCGUCUGAGAAAUGAAUUGGCAAACUUAGAUCAGCAGGGUGGAGGUGCAAGAUACAUCGGUGGUUCAGGUGAGACGUUUACAGAGGUCCAGCAGAGGCUGUUGAAGGAGAGGGAGAUGAAGAUUCGCUUUGCGCUCGAGCGGCUUCGGAAGAAGAGGCACUUGCUGCGGUCGCAGCGCAAACACAAAGACUUCCCCAUCAUCUCCGUUAUGGGCUACACCAACUGUGGAAAGACGACUCUCAUCAAAGCACUGACUGGCGAUAGCGGCCUGCAACCCCGAAACCAGCUUUUUGCCACCCUGGACGUCACUGUGCAUGCUGGCCAGUUGCCCAGUCGUAUGACAGUACUGUAUGUGGACACCAUUGGCUUCUUGUCCCAGCUUCCUCACCAGCUCAUCGACUCCUUCUCUGCCACGUUGGAAGAUGUUAAACACUCGGACCUGAUAAUUCACGUCAGGGACAUCAGUCACCCAGAGACAGUGAAUCAGAAAGUGAAUGUGCUAAAUGUCCUCAAGAACCUGCAGAUCCCUGACAGACUCAUGAGCUCCAUGAUAGAGGUCCACAAUAAAGUUGACUUAAUUGACAACUAUCAGUCUUCAGAGCCCAAAGCACUGCCCAUAUCUGCUUUGAAAGAGCAGGGCCUCGAUGAACUGAGGAGGCAAGUUGAAGAGGAGAUUGUAAAGUCGACAGGAAAACACAUUUUAGACCUCAAGGUGAAUCUCAGCACCUCCCAGUUAAGUUGGCUGUAUAAGGAGGCCACGGUUCAGGACGUGCAUGUGAUUGCAGAUGAAGGCUCAGCGGUUGUCAAGGUGAUCAUCAGCGCCGCUGCUUAUGGACGCUACAAGAAACUGUUCACAGGCAGAUAGCGAUAAACCAGGUAACUGAUCACUCCUUGUGCUGUGGGCUGGUUUGCCCACCAGUACGGGAUGGCUGGCCACAGCUCCUGAUGUCUCUCUGCAGCUUGGUCGUCAUAGGACAGCAGGACUUGGUGCCCAGACGCCCACAGACUCC